AUGGAUGAUUGCUUAUCAAUCGAAGAGAUUCUUCCAGGAAUGAAGUCUUGGUCAGCGAAAAUAAUUGUUCAAGAAAAACGUCAACCUGCUACAGCAAGUGCUUCGCCGACUAGAUAUCAGAAAUUAAUCUUUGUCGAUGCAAAGGGAUCUCAAGUUGAAGGAAUUCUCUUCAAUCAUGCCAUUCAAGUUAUGGGGCCACGUCUCACUGUUUUCAAAAGAUACAAAAUCUCAAAUGCUGAAGUUCGGCUUAUUGAUGAAAAAUACAGAACUGAUGGCUUAACUACUCAAUGGGUCAUUUCCACCAAAACUGUUGUAGAAGAGCUGCCUGAUGAUACUGAUAUGAUGCCUACAAGAUUCUCCUACACUAUGUUCAAAGAUCUUGCACAGUUUAUGGAGCAAAAGAACCAAUUUGUUGAUAUCCUAGCUGUGGUUAUUUCUGUAUUACCAGUGACUUCUUUCACAAACGAAUUUGGAACUGGAAGAGUACAAAAGUUUGUAGUCAUUAAUGAAGAGAAGCUACCUCUCCAACUAUCGCUAUUUAAUGAAUUCAUCGAUAAUGAAGGCCAGAAAAUUGCUGAGAACAUGAACAAUUUUCCAGUUAUAGUUUGCAGAAGGCUAAAGGUCAAGCCUUUUAAUGGGAUUGCUUUGUCUACUAGGAAGGACUCAACUAUCUUGAUUGAUCCACCCAUUCAAGAGGCUAUGCUGCUAAAAAAUUGGUGCCGCUUUGAUGUUAUCCUUUCUGAUAAAAGUGGAAGAGUGACUGCAACUUUGUUUGGUGAUUUAGCCGAAAAACUUUUAACUUAUUCUGCCUUGGAUGCAAUGCAGUACUUUCACAAAAACAUUGAGCUUCCAUUAAUGCAUGUUCACGAAGCUUUACGGGCUAAAGAAUUUGCAGUUCAAAUUCAACCAGCUGCCAGCCAUUAUGGAGAUCCUCAGCAACGCUAUACAAUUCUUCACUACUACGAGUCAAAUUUUGCUGAAGCUUCAACCCAGCAAACUAUUGAAUCUCCUGGUUCUUUCUUGCUAGAAUCUCCCCUGCAGAUUCCAACUGCUGAAACACAGGAUGCGCAGAGUCCUAUCACAAGUGUUCAGAUUAAUCUAGCAAGCAAAUUUGAUGAAGCAGCCACGCCUCAAGCAAACAGCCCAGAGACUAGCCCUGAACUUAUCUCUGCAUCUAAAAAACCAAAACUAGCUUAA
Coffea arabica (coffee) is the source of this 1197-nucleotide messenger RNA. NCBI's taxonomy places the organism in Eukaryota, Viridiplantae, Streptophyta, Magnoliopsida, Gentianales, Rubiaceae. The record is from RefSeq and is a predicted model, not a curated record.